This is a messenger RNA of Aegilops tauschii subsp. strangulata, 1970 nucleotides long. RefSeq lists its product as uncharacterized. NCBI's taxonomy places the organism in Eukaryota, Viridiplantae, Streptophyta, Magnoliopsida, Poales, Poaceae. The record is from RefSeq and is a predicted model, not a curated record.
UCAUCACAUCCUUGAAACCUUCCUUCUUCCACGCAUUUCAACACCCUCGUACGCUCCCACUUCCCAAAUAUGCCCGCCAAGCUAGCAUCACUAAAGACCGGGCAGAGUCCAAGUUAAUACGUACUAGAAAAAAGGGCUAGCGGGAAAAGGAGAAAGAGAGAGAUGACGAGUUCAUCGCUUCGGGCGUUCGUUCUACCGAGGCGGGAAGAAGGCAGCGUAUCAGGCUGAGAGAUCAGAGAUGCAGCCUCCGGCGAAGGCUGGCCGGCUCACUCGGAGCCUGACUGUGAACGGCGGCGUGUUCAUCUUCAUCGCCGCGAUUGUCGCCUGCGCUUUCGUCUCCGCCUACUGGAUGUCUGCCAGCGCCAGAGUUGCUUCGAUCAUUCCUGCCGGUUGGGGGGCCCUUCCUCCGCAGCAGCCACCUGCUCCGGCGCCGGAUGCCGCAGAACCAGCGACGACGGCGUGCCCGGCCUACUUCCGGUGGAUCCACGAAGACCUGCGGCCAUGGCGAGCCACGGGGAUCACGCGCGAGACGUUGGAAGGCGCCCGCCGGUACGGCGCCAAGUUCCGGGUGACGGUGCUCGCGGGGCGCCUCUACGUGGCGCGCUACGGCCGGUGCUUCCAGACGCGGGACGUGUUCACGCAAUGGGGCAUCCUGCAGCUGCUCCGGCGCUACGCUGGCCGCCUCCCCGACCUCGAUCUCAUGUUCGACUGCCAGGACCUGCCGGUCAUCAACGCCGGCGACCACACGCCUCCGCCGCUGUUCCGGUACUGCGGCAGCGAGUUCACGCUGGACAUCGCCUUCCCUGACUGGUCCUUCUGGGGCUGGCCGGAGCUGAACAUAAAGCCAUGGGAAGCAUUGAGAAGGGAGAUCAGUGAGGCGAAUGCGGCGUUGGACUGGACGCGCAGGACGCCGUACGCGUACUGGAAGGGGAACCCGACGGUGGGCGCGGCGCGCCGGGAGCUCCUCAAGUGCAACGUCUCCCGCGAGCGUGACUGGAACGCCCGGAUCUACGUGCAGGACUGGAGGACGGAGGUGCGAGACGGGUUCAGGGCAUCGGACUUGGCCAAGCAGUGCACGCACAGGUACAAGAUGUACGUGGAAGGGCGCGGGUGGUCGGUGAGCGAGAAGUACAUCCUGGCGUGCGACUCCGUGACGCUGGUCGUGCGCCCGAGGUUCCACGACUUCUUCUCCAGGGGGCUCGUGCCGCUGCGACACUACUGGCCCGUGCGCGGUGACCGCGGCCAGUGCCGGUCCAUCAAGUUCGCCGUGGACUGGGGCAACUCGCACCCAGGCAAGGCGCGGGAAAUAGGAGGAAAUGCGAGCCGGUUCGUGCAGGAGGAGCUGACGAUGGAUAAUGUGUACGACUACAUGUUCCACCUUCUGAGCGAGUAUGCUAGGCUGCUGCGGUACAGGCCCACGGUGCCGGACGGGGCCGUGGAGGUCACCGUGCGGUCCAUGGCGCGCGGAAGGCGAGGGCUGGAGCGGGAGUUCAUGGCGGGCACGGCGGUGAACGUCUCGGGCAGCGCGGAACCGUGCGAGCUGCCGUUGCCUUUCGGGUCCGAGGAGCUGGAGACGCUGCGGAGGAGGAAAGCCGAUGCGGCGAGGCGGGUGGAGACGUGGGAGGAGCGGUGACCGACGACUGACCAACGAAGGAGACAAGAGUCAAAGGAUGGCGUAUCUGAGUUUCUGACAUGCGCAUUGGAUCGACCAUAGUGCAGUUGGAGUGGUAAUGGCAGGGAAACAUGAUGAGAACGGUAAAAGGAAAAUGCAGAGGUGUUUAGAUGAAUGAAUCAAUGCUUUUUUAAACACCGAUGCUUAGGAGAGGUGUUUAAAAAAGCCGAUGCGGCUAGGCCUUGUUCGAUGCAAGACGCUUAGGAGAGGUGUUUAGAUGAAUGAAUCAAUGCUUUUUUAAACACCGAUGCUUAUAUGUAGAGAGUGAACGCUUAAUCAAGCAUCUUUCAUGUAGAAA